Messenger RNA from Aricia agestis (brown argus), 2225 nucleotides. RefSeq lists its product as uncharacterized. Lineage: Eukaryota; Metazoa; Arthropoda; Insecta; Lepidoptera; Lycaenidae. The coding region runs from base 258 to 1625 and encodes 455 amino acids. The record is from RefSeq and is a predicted model, not a curated record. The transcript has a single exon.
UUUUGUGUGAUUUUGUAGUGCUUGCUUGCAUAUCAUUCUCCAUUUGAAAAGGGUUUUUCGAUUUUAUUUAGACGCUACGUUUCUGCGACAUGCCUAAUAUGGUAUUCAAAGUAACAUACUAUUUAUUCAAGUAAAAAGUACAACCGUAGAUCAUACGGGAGCUGUAUUAAUUGCUUGCGCGGGAAAUGUGGACUCAUAUCUGGAACAGUGCUUUGGAUUAUUCAAUAUAAACUCGUGUUUGUAAUAAAUCUAGAACAAUGAUUGCACAAAGAUUAAGGGAGGGAAGAAGAAGUAAAGCUCUCAAGUUGGCAAAAUUAUAUAAAGAAGGAAAAUGCAGGGAAUGCUCUGUGGUGGUCACGCGAAUGGAUUUUGCUAAAAUUCUUGGAAAACAUACAAAAGUUAAAAUACAGUAUGAAAGUUCAACGCCUAAAACACAGAAAACGACACGACCUGCUACGCCUAAAUCUAACGGGAGGCUAAAAAACAAUGAAAAUGGUAUGAUACAGGGAUUAAGAAGUAGAAGCAAUGUUACUCCAUCAAAACCGAUACAGCGGCCAAGAAUACUUAAAAGUAAAGAAGCUAGUUCACCAAAGCAACAGAAAAACAAUAUAUUAAAGGAAAAUAAUGUGUUAAAAAAGACAACUACAAGUACAGAUAAAAAAAUUGAAAGUAAGUCUUUAAACAAUAAAAAGUAUGGUAUCAUUUUCAGUCAUCCAAAAAACAAUAGUAGAAAUGAAUAUAAAAGUAAAUCUUCUCUCAAAGACCUUUUACCCAAGGUCAAUACCAGUCUCUUACCAUCUUCGGAAUGGUGCAUAGAUUACUAUCCAAAACUCCAAGAGACUAAAGAUAGUAAAGUGUAUGAUAGGAUAGCUGCUGAGUUAGAAGAUUUGAUGAACAGUGAAAAGCCUCAGGUACAAAACCAAGAUAAAGUUGUUUCCUCUGAUGAUAGCAAAGUAGAUGAAUUCCCGUCGAUUAUGGAUAUUUUGAAUGAUAACACAACUGUAUCUACUACUGAGCAAAAAGACCAAAGUUCAAUAGACUUUAAAGGAAGCUUAUAUCCAUCAACAACACUAGAUGUAGAAGCAAUGCUGCUAGGUAAACCUGAAGAUCCUGUAAAAGUUACACCCAUGGAUAUUGAUACAUCUGUGAUUGAUAAAAACCUGCCUGAAAACAGCUCCUUUGACGAUAACCCCGGCAGCCCCUCAAUAUUAAAUGAUACAAGUACUGAAGAAAAAUUACUAUUAUCCAAAGACAGUAAUGAAAAAUCUACAAAAAAUUUGGCUAAUAUUGACUCACAAAAUAAGCCACCGGCUGAUAGCGAUUCCAUAAACAACAAAAACAAAUCCAUAUUGAACUCACAAGAUGCUGUAGUAAAGAGCAGUUUCAAUUUGCCUACAUCUAAGUUAGAUAGCAUUUUAUACUUGACUUUCAAAAAGAUUGUUGACGGUAAAUGCUUGAAAUCAGUGAAAUGUCCCAAAAAUUUGAAAUUUAAUAUAGAACUUGAUCAAAAAUCAGUGGAGUUAAUUGGUGCUCCUAAAUUUAUAUCUACCAUAGAUGAUUUACAGGUACUUUUACAGAUUGUGAACGAGAGUGACCCAACAAGCUCAUAUAUCCAAUGCUUAUAAAGCUGGUGAUUGGAAUAUCCUACAUGAAAAACGUUGACAUUGUAGUGAAAUGAUUUUGUAUAAUUGUUGUACAAUUAAUCAUUUAUUAAUUGCAAGUAAUAUAGUACUUUAUUAUUUAAAUUAAACAUCAGUGUUGGAAUAAUAAGUAGGUAUAUUUUACAUAUUAUAAAUUAUAGUAGAGACAUAUUGAUAUGCUAUCACAACAUAUGCACCAUAGUAAUUUAGGAUAUUUUAUUUCCUAUUUAGUUUUAAAAAAGUAUAAAUUGAAUGUUUGAAUCUGUAACUUUUCAUGUUUAUGUACAUUUGACAUUUUGAAUACAGUGUUGCCACUUGCUAGAACUAUUUUUUUCUUUUGAAGGUGUCACUGUGAUUGAUGCAUUUUUUGGAAAAGUGCCUAAUUUUUUUUACGAAAAUUCAGCACUAGGGCUAGGUGGAAGGAAUAAACUUGUAAAUGAUAGAGCAACAAUUUUAUGAAAGAGACUUAUAAAAAAUUAAUAAUGAUAUGCAUAAGGUAAACAUUUUGUUCUCAAUAUAGUGGGGAAUUUGAGCUCAGCUUGUAAAAAUAUUUAAUAUUUCUAGAUAAAUAAAUCUAAGAAAUGA